Notolabrus celidotus (New Zealand spotty) is the source of this 1053-nucleotide messenger RNA. RefSeq names its product somatostatin 5 (gene sst5). Lineage: Eukaryota; Metazoa; Chordata; Actinopteri; Labriformes; Labridae. The transcript has 3 exons. Gene Ontology annotation, molecular function: hormone activity. Gene Ontology annotation, biological process: regulation of cell migration. Gene Ontology annotation, cellular component: extracellular region. Bases 211 to 840 code for a protein of 209 amino acids. The record is from RefSeq and is a predicted model, not a curated record.
UGGAGCAGCAGGUGUGACUGUGGAGGCAGCAGAUGUGUGAUUCAUGUGACUGUCACGGUCUCGCUGCUCGGCACAGCUGGACGCCAGCGGUCAUGACAUCCUGGCUGCUUACUUAAAGUGAAGUCGUGUCAUGAUUAAAGACUUCAGGCUGAGUAAUCACACUUCACACAGAGUCCUGCGGUGGAUAAAAAGGUUUUGUUGGUCGUGUCCAUGUCGCCACGGCUAACGAUGACCUUAUCCAGUCCAGUGAUACUUCUCCAUGUAACCUCCACCUCCUCAUCGCCACACUUUCACACUGCUCCACCAAUCACAUCCAUUUGUUGGCUUGACGAUGAGGAGGAUUUGAAGAUGAAGAGGUCUAUUUAUCAGCUCAACACAUCCUACUCAAACAGUGUUAACACUCAGCGUUUCCACCGUCACUUCAUCAUUUUUUUGUUGUACUUUGGCGGCAUUUCUACAACAUCGUCAGGGCGGAGAAGAGGCUCAGGGAACAGGAGAGUUCUGUUUGAGGGGGAGAUGCUUUCCUGUCAGUUUCAGGUGUUUUGGGGGGUUUUGUUUUCCUCUGUGUUGUCAUUGGAGGUCAGAGCAGCUCCACAACCAGACAUGUUGAUGGAAACACUGAGAGAAGACUUCACAAACGACAAGGUCCUCACUCCUUUCCUCUUGCUGAGGUUCAUGUCUGAACUGAUGGCAACCAGAGAUGAUGAGAUGAUCCCCGAGGAGGAGGAGGUGUUGGGAGUCAGACAGGAGGUGAUGCGGCGACAUCUCCCCCUCGCCUCUUACAGAGAGCGCAAGGCAGGCUGCCGUAACUUCUUCUGGAAGACAUUCACCUCGUGUUGAGGAGCUGUUCAAGAUGGUGUGUUUUUGUUUUUGCCUGUUUUUGUUUAAGGAAAAGGCAUCAAUGUUUCCUAACUCUGUUGUAACAGGAUAAUUUACUGCAAGAUGCUAAAUAUUCACAUGUUUAGUUAACCCUAAACAGUAUUAAGGUUGGAUGUAUUGUGAUCAGCAGGGAUGUCUUCAAUGUGUCGAUUAAAAUGUUCUGAUUUUGAAGGA